CUCUCUCUCUCUCUCUGUCUGUGUGCACUGACAGGACCAAACUUCAGACUUCCACUGCGCCGGUUGGAUUCCAGUAUUUUGGAAGAGGGAAGAGAGGGGCUUGCCUUUGCCUCGCAGCGUGCAUGGAAACACAUCUGGACUGAGCAAAGACACUUCGCGCUCUUUCUUUUGUGGAUUUACACUACUCGGAAGCGAGGAGAGAAAUCGAUUCAUUUUGACUGAAAAAAAGAGAGAGAACUCGCCACAGUUAUGGAGCAGCCCACUAUGGAAUAUGCCGACACUUAUGAAUACUACGACUACAACGAGACUGCGUGCGACUUCUCCGAGUGGGAGCCGUCCUACUCGCUCAUCCCGGUAUUGUACAUGCUCAUUUUUAUCCUCGGCCUCUCCGGUAACGGCUUGGUCAUCUUCACCGUGUGGCGCGCCAAAGCCAAGCGCCGCGCCGCGGACGUUUACAUCGGCAACCUCGCCCUCGCCGACCUCACGUUCGUCAUAACCCUGCCGCUCUGGGCUGUCUACACCGCGUUGGGCUACCACUGGCCGUUCGGCGUGGCUCUGUGCAAGAUCAGCAGCUACGUGGUGCUGGUGAACAUGUACGCCAGCGUCUUCUGCCUCACCUGCCUGAGCUUCGACCGCUACCUCGCCAUCGUGCACUCCCUGUCCAGCGGGCACCUGCGCUCCCGCGACACCAUCAUGGCGUCUCUGGGUGGCAUCUGGCUGCUGUCGGGCGUGCUGGCGCUGCCCACGCUCCUCUUCCGCACCACCAUGGACGACGAGGCCAACAACCGCACCACCUGCGCCAUGGACUUCAGCCUGGUGGCUCCCAACCAGCACCACGAGUCCCUGUGGAUCGCCGGCCUCAGCCUCUCCUCCUCGGCGCUGGGCUUCCUGCUGCCCUUCCUGGCCAUGACCGUGUUCUACUGCUUCAUCGGCUGCACGGUGACGCGCCACUUCAGCCAGCUGCGCAAGGAGGACCAGAAGAAGCGUCGCCUGCUGAAGAUCAUCACCACCCUCGUGGUCGUCUUCGCACUGUGCUGGACGCCGUUCCACGUCCUCAAGAGCAUGGACGCGCUGUCCUACCUGGACCUGGCGCCGACUUCUUGCUCCUUCCUGCACUUCCUGCUGCUGGCGCACCCUUACGCCACCUGCCUGGCCUACGUCAACAGCUGCCUGAACCCCUUCCUCUACGCCUUCUUCGACCUGCGCUUCCGCUCGCAGUGCCUGUGCCUGCUCAGCCUGAAGAAGGCCAUGCACGGCCACAUGAGCUCCGUCAGCUCCACGCUCAGCGCCCAGACGCAGAAGAGCGAGGUGCAGUCGCUCGCCACCAAGGUCUGAGGAGGAUGAGGAAGAGGACAGCGGAGGAGGAGGAAGAGAGGAGAGAAGGACUGAGACUGAGAGAAGGAGGAGAAAAGAUGGGUAGAGAGCGUGGUGCAGUCGCUCACCACCAAGGUCUGAGGAGGAGGAGGAGAGGAGACAAGGAGGAAAAACAAAGCAUAGAAGGACUGGGAUGGAGGAGAGAAGCAGAGCGGAGAGGAGGAGGAUGGAGGAGAGAGUGAGGUGCAGCCACUCAUCAUCAAGGUGAUGAUGAGGAGAGGAGCAAGAUGCACUCACAGACAGAAAAGAGCGAGGCACAGGACUGAGGUGUACAAGAGAAGGGGAAACAGAAAAGGAGGAUGUGGAGAGGAACUGGAACUGGAGCUGAGAGUGAAUGAGUGGAGGUGGGUAGACGGUUGGCGGCUGGCUCCGUUAAACCGUCUGCUUUAGGUUGCGUUGUGUGUGUGUGAUCUGUGGACAAUUGAAGACAUUAUUGAUGUCCGGGACUACUUGCGCGCUUGUCUGUGAGUGUGUGUGACUUUUCCAUGGAGCUUCAAUGGACUCAAGAAAUUCUCCUGUGUAUAUAUCUAGACAUGUGAAUCAUCCCCCCUGUCUUGCUUUGUGCUUGUGUGUGUCAGUGUGUGUGAGAGCAAGGUGGAGAGAGAGAGAGCGAGUCGGUGUGUGUGUGUGUGUGUGUGUGUGUGUGUUACAGGGGGGGGACAGGAAGAGACGGUGUGUGUGUGUGCGGGUGGGUGUGUGGGCAUGCGUGAGACAGAGAAAGAGAGUGUGUGUCCUCCUGCAACUUGGGAGCCAGGUGCUGCUCAAUAUUCAAGCAAGUCAUUCAUGAAAACGUGCUUCUACGCUCAUUUAAACCUGUGUGUGUGCAUGUAUGUGUGUGUGUGUGUUUGUGCAUGUGUGCGUGUGUGUGUCACCAAACCCACUGUGUUUACACUGGUUUAAAAAGGAAUGCAAAUUGUACAGUAUUUUCCUACAUGCUUGUGCUUUUAUCACCUUAUGACAUAUUUUUUUGUCGUUAUACAGAAUGUGUAGCACUUCAAUGAAGAUGAACAUGUUGAAAUGUGUAUAUAUAUAUAUAUACAGUAUAUAUAUCCUGUGUGUGUGUG
This is a messenger RNA of Engraulis encrasicolus (European anchovy), 2438 nucleotides long. RefSeq names its product apelin receptor A. The record is from RefSeq and is a predicted model, not a curated record. The transcript has a single exon. Gene Ontology annotation, molecular function: C-C chemokine receptor activity; C-C chemokine binding. NCBI's taxonomy places the organism in Eukaryota, Metazoa, Chordata, Actinopteri, Clupeiformes, Engraulidae. Bases 250 to 1335 code for a protein of 361 amino acids. Gene Ontology annotation, biological process: positive regulation of cytosolic calcium ion concentration; cell chemotaxis; brain development. Gene Ontology annotation, cellular component: external side of plasma membrane; membrane.